Messenger RNA from Salvia hispanica, 573 nucleotides. The record is from RefSeq and is a predicted model, not a curated record. Lineage: Eukaryota; Viridiplantae; Streptophyta; Magnoliopsida; Lamiales; Lamiaceae.
AUGGCUUCAAGGCUUGUGGGAAUUACAAUGGCGGCCGGAUCUAUGUCAGAAGUGAUAGCUUUAGAGGUCGUGGCCGACGCAGUGGAGAUGGUUACCAACAAGGAAGGAAGAGAGAAGGGCGGAUAUCAUGGCACAAUCAAUAUGGUUGAUCUGCCUUUGGGUGCAACGGAAGAUAGAGUUUGUGGCACAAUCGACAUUGAGAAAGCUCUCACCGAAGGUGUGAAGGCAUUCGAGCUCGGCCUCCUGGCAAAAGCCAACAGAGGGAUUCUGUAUGUGGAUGAGGUUAAUCUUUUGGAUGAUCAUUUAGGGGUGGAUGUUCUGCUAGAUUCUGCUACCUCGGGUUGGAACACUAUCGAGAGAGAGGGAAUCUCAAUUUUGCACCCAGCCAGGUUCAUACUCAUUGGAUCUGGAAAUCCGGAAGAGGGAGAACUGAGGCCACAGCUUCUUGACCGUUUUGGGAUGCAUGCCCAAGUUGGGACAGUGAGGGAUGUUGAGCUCAGGGUCAAGAUAGUCGAGGAGAGAGCACGAUUUGACAAGAAUCCUAAAGAAAACUCAAUCCUAGAUUAUAUGUAA